Molecule: messenger RNA, 1657 nt
Organism: Suncus etruscus (white-toothed pygmy shrew)
Lineage: Eukaryota; Metazoa; Chordata; Mammalia; Eulipotyphla; Soricidae
Gene: PHF21B
Product: PHD finger protein 21B
Exons: 14
Coding region: 47-1657 (536 amino acids)
Source: RefSeq, a predicted model, not a curated record
UCGGGGCGUCGGGGCGCGCCGCCGGGUGGCCUGGGCCCCCGCCCCGAUGAGGCGGCAGCCACAGAACGGCGACCUCAGCAAGCUCCACGGACGCCCAGCCCGGAUCGCCGCGCUCAGGGACAAACAAGCUCUGGGAACCAUCACAGCCGUGCCUGGUGCAGGCCCUCAGGUCAGUUCCCUGCAAAAGUUGGCGGGGCACGGAGCGGCUGUGCUACCUCAGGUCAGGCCAAAGACCCUCAUCCCUGACAGCCUCCCCAUCACCCCGGGCCGGGAGCGGCCCCCACGGCAGCCCCCGACGUUCCAGAAGGCCUCGGUGGUCAGCGUCAAGAACCCCGGCCCCGCUCUCCCCACCGCCAACAACACCGUGACCCACGGGGCGGCACCCAGCGGGCAGCCCCAGGCCCUCUCCGAGCCCGCGGCCGUCGCCUGUCCCCUGAGUGGUGCGGGGGUGGCCUAUGCCAUCAUCUCCAGCGCCCCCAGCAAUGCUGCCGCAGGGGCCCCCAACUCCGCCUCCACCGUGGCCGUGCUCCGAGAUGGCAUCAAAGUCCAGCCCCUGCUCAUCAGUGCCGACAACAAGGUCAUCCUCCUCCAGCCUCAAGUGCAGCCCGAGGGCUCGGCCCAGCCACGGCCGCCCCCCGAGGAACCAGCUCAGGGAGCCCAGGAUGACCAGCCUGUGAGCCAGGAGACCCCCGAGAAACUCGCCUUCAUGGUGGCGCUGGGCCUGGUCACGACAGAACAUCUGGAAGAAAUCCAGAACAAGCGACAGGAGCGGAAGAGGAGAAGCACAGCUAACCCCGCAUACAGCGGCCUCCCCGAGACUGAGGUGGGACCCCGCUCCAAGAGGUCAAGGGGCUGCGGAUAUGGGGCUGCCCCCCAGGGCCGAGGGUCCCCACUGUUCUGCACCACAGGGCCUGGGUUUAAGGAGGAUUCGGGACCUGCGGAAGCGACUGGCUUCGGGUUACCUCAGCACAACGCUGCCCCUCACAGCCAGAGCCCCAGUUCUGACUGGCUCUUCUGUGGGCCCAAUAAUGUGUCUCCACCCUUCCUCCCUGUGCUAGCCAAUGAGGAUCCCUGCUGGAAGCAGCACGGGGCCCUCUUGCCCCGUCCAGGGAUUGCUCUCUACGUCAUACUUGGUGACGUGCUCUCUGUGAAGGGCUCCCUGGCCCUCGGGCUGCACCCCAUGGGGGCAGAGAACGAGAUCAGCCAUGACGAGCACUGUGCCGUGUGCAAGCGUGGAGCCGACCUUCAGCCCUGCGGCACCUGCUCUGGGUCCUACCACCUCAGCUGCCUAGAGCCUCCCAUCAAGGCGACACCCAAGGGUGUGUGGAUGUGUCCUCGGUGCCAGCAGAAGGCCUUGAGGGACGAGGAUGUGCCCUGGAGCGGGAUGCUGGCCGUGGUGCAUUCUUAUGUCACUCACAAGACAGUCAAAGAAGAGGAGAAGCAGAAACUGCUGCAGAGAGGCAGCGAGCUUCAGAGUGAGCACCGGCAGAUGGAGGCCCGGGACCGGCGCCUGGCCUCAGCCGUGAAGGUGCACGGGGUUGGAGGGGCACAGGGCCCUGAGCUUAGAAACAGUCAGAGUGGCGGUGCUGGUUUCUGGGGCCCCGGGAUCCUCGGGACGUCAGCGGACAACGCAGUGGUUUUGCUGGUUCCGAUCUAG